UGUGGAACGGAGAAGGUGGGGAAAAGGAUGUUGACGCCCGACAGAAGAGUAGCAUCAAGAGAAAAAACUCUGAGAGAGGCACAGAGAACUCACAACAGACCUCGAACGGUGUCGGAAGUGCAGAAGAGGGUGACGCGUCUGUUAUCCCGAGAGCAACGGAAGAGGAAGAGGCUGGCAGAGUUGGGUCUAGACUACCAGUUCACUGGUUACCGCAGACUAUGUGACACUACCGCUACUGCAAAGACCUCGACCCACAUUAUCUUCGCUGACGAGGGGGCAGAAGAGGAGGAGGAUGAGGGGAGUGAGAAGGAACUAAUCAUUGAAGGGGCAGAGAGUGAAUGAAAGAAUUUUUUCAAUAUCACCAUAAUUAUUUACAUUUGUACAGAAUUGAUUUUUAUUAAAGGGGUGGGCGGAUGUAUCAACGG
Geodia barretti is the source of this 425-nucleotide messenger RNA. The record is from the annotation of a GenBank genome assembly. Lineage: Eukaryota; Metazoa; Porifera; Demospongiae; Tetractinellida; Geodiidae.